Molecule: messenger RNA, 1058 nt
Organism: Rhopilema esculentum
Lineage: Eukaryota; Metazoa; Cnidaria; Scyphozoa; Rhizostomeae; Rhizostomatidae
Product: cytochrome c oxidase assembly factor SCO1
Biological process (GO): intracellular copper ion homeostasis; mitochondrial respiratory chain complex IV assembly
Cellular component (GO): mitochondrial inner membrane
Molecular function (GO): copper chaperone activity; copper ion binding
Source: RefSeq, a predicted model, not a curated record
GGCCUCACUUUCGAUACGACCUCGAUUAAACUUUUCUUAGAAGCCAUUUGAAUAAUGGCGGCGAUCAGAAGAGGCUUAGUUUCCUUAUCCAUGACAAUCAAUCAAAACUGUUGUCUCAACAAACAGUCAAAGCAAUUUAUGACGUUUUCAAGAAGCUUAUGCAAUUGCAGCAGGUUGGUGACACCAAAACAACGAUUGCAACAAUCAAAGAGCCAUAACUUACUUCUUGGAAGGUGGCAACAGAAUGCUUUUAUCUCAUCAAAAGAAGUCAAUAAACGUACUUCAAAAACUGGUCCAAUCAGUUGGAAAAGUUUGCUUGCCUUCGUGGUUGCUGGUGGUGGUGUUGUGGGUUAUGUAAAGUACCUGAAGAAUGAAAAAGAGAAAGCUAAAGAGGCAGAAAGGACCAGAUCUGUUGGAAUGGCAUCACUUGGGGGACCCUUUGAAUUAGUUGACCAGGACGGAAAACCUAAAACAGACAAAGACUUUUUGGGUCAAUGGCUUUUGAUUUACUUUGGGUUCUGCCAUUGUCCUGACAUUUGUCCAGACCAACUGGAUAAGAUGACUACGGUUAUUGAAACACUGGACAAGACAAAAGGGCUGCCAACGAUACAGCCAUUGUACAUAACAGUAGAUCCAAAUCGAGAUGAUCCUGAAAGUGUAAAGGAAUACCUGAAAGAUUUCCAUCCAAGGCUGAUAGGUCUAACUGGAUCGGAAGCUCAGGUAAAGGCUGUGACAAAGGCCUACCGUGUUUACUACAGCGCUGGACCAAUGGAUGAAGACAAAGACUAUAUCGUUGAUCAUACAAUUAUUACUUACUUGGUAGACCCAGAAGGCAAAUUCGUUGAAUAUUUUGGACAAAACAAGACUAUUGAAGAGAUUACGUCUACAAUUGGAACAAGAAUGAUAACUCAUAAGUACAAAAGAUAGCUGUUCUACAAUUCUAUUUAGUCGAGCAAAUAAUUUGAAAUCCUUGAAAGAGGACUCAGUCGAGUCUCUAUGUAUUUACGAUAAAAAUGUACAAUUAUUUCUGUGACAAACAAGACCUAGAUUUGAUUUGA